Molecule: messenger RNA, 393 nt
Organism: Stegostoma tigrinum
Lineage: Eukaryota; Metazoa; Chordata; Chondrichthyes; Orectolobiformes; Stegostomatidae
Gene: tmem60
Product: transmembrane protein 60
Exons: 1
Coding region: 1-393 (130 amino acids)
Source: RefSeq, a predicted model, not a curated record
AUGUCAUUAGGACAGAGGGUUUUAAUGACUUGGCUCUUUACCUUGCUCUUCUUAAUUGUGUUGGUCCUGAAAUUGGAUGAUCAAACGCCUUGGAACUGGAUCCUCAUAUUCAUGCCGCUCUGGAUUUUUGAUACCAUUCUAUUAAUGAUGUUGAUCGUAAAGAUUAUAAGGAGAUGCAAAUCGGGCUAUGACAGGAACAGUAAUAAUCUCAAGAAAGAUGUCUGGUAUUUCUGCGCCAUGCUGUUUAAACUAAGUUUUCUGUUGGCACUGAGCGCCAGACUGGAACAUUUCUCACAAAUGAAACUCACUUUCGUUUUUAUACCACUUUGGCUCUUGCUCAUCGGAGCAGUUGGUGAUUUAGUGUAUAAUAUGUAUUCUAUGAGACAAGAUUAA